Molecule: messenger RNA, 2226 nt
Organism: Lates calcarifer (barramundi perch)
Lineage: Eukaryota; Metazoa; Chordata; Actinopteri; Centropomidae
Product: nuclear factor 7, brain-like
Exons: 2
Coding region: 145-1539 (464 amino acids)
Molecular function (GO): zinc ion binding; protein binding
Source: RefSeq, a predicted model, not a curated record
AAAAUCAGACGCUCAGAUUCACCUUCAAACCAAACUAACAGCUUCCUCUGAGUGAGUCCAGCUACAGGAGAGAAAAGAGGAAAACUACAACACUGCUGCUUCAACCUGCUGACUCUCCACACACUGAAGCUUCACUCAGACUAAAUGGCUUCCAGAUCAGAGGAGGAUCUCUGCUGUCCGGUCUGUCAGGAGGUCUUUAGAGAUCCUGUUGUUCUGUCAUGUAGCCACAGCUUCUGUAAAGACUGUCUGAAGAGAUGGUGGAGAGAGAAACCAACACCACAGUGUCCAGUUUGUAAGAGACGAUCUUCAAGAGUAGAACCACCUAUAAACCGGGCCUUAAAGAAGCUGUGUGAGUCCUUCUUACAGGAGAGAGAUCAGAGAUCUUCAGAGGCUCUCUGCAGUCUGCACUCUGAGAAACUCAAACUCUUCUGUCUGGACCAUCAGCAGCCAGUGUGUCUCGUCUGCAGAGAUUCAGAAAAACACACCCACCACAGAUUCAGACCCAUUGAUGAAGCUGCACGACAACACAAGAAGGAACUUCAGGAAACUCUGGAGCCCUUAAAGAAGAAGUUAAAGAGUUUAGAAGAAGUUAAAGUGGAGUUUGAUCAAACAGCAGAACACAUUAAGGUCCAGGCCCGACACACAGAGAGGCAGAUUAAGGAGCAGUUUAAGAAGCUUCACCAGUUUCUAGAAGAGGAAGAGGAGGCCAGGAUGGCUGCACUGAGGGAGGAAGAGGAGCAGAAGAGUCAGAUGAUGAAGGAGAAGAUGGAGGCUCUGAGCAGAGAGAUAGCAGCUCUUUCACACACAGUCAGAGCCACAGAGGACGAGCUGAGAGCUGAAGACGUCUCAUUCCUCAACAACUACAAGGCUGCAGUGGAAAGAGUCCAGCAGCGCCCCCUGCUGGAGGAUCACCAGCUGCUCUCAGGAGCUCUGAUAGACCAGGCCAAACACCUGGGCAACCUGACCUUCAACAUCUGGAACAAGAUGAAGGACAUGGUCUCCUACAGUCCUGUGGUUCUGGACCCAAACACUGCUGGUCCAGAACUGAUCCUGUCUGAAGAUCUGACCAGUCUGAGACGAGGAGAGGAACAGCAGCUUCCUGACAAUCCAGAGAGAUUCACUGACCUCAUUGUCCUGGGCUCUGAGGGUUUUAACUCAGGGAUUCACAGCUGGGAUGUUGAGGUUGGAGACAGUACAGGUUGGAUACUGGGUGUGUUAGCAGAGUCUGUCCAGAGGAAGGGACAUGUACAGUCUGGAUUAUGGGAAAUAUUGUUAUAUAAAGGUAAAUACUUUGCACACUCACCACCAGGUCCAUUCAAUGAUCUCCCAGUGCAGGAAAAGCUCCAGAGGAUCAGAGUGAAUCUGGACUGGACCAGAGGAAAACUGUUGUUCUCUGAUCCUGAUACUAACACACACAUACACACCUUCACACACACUUUCACUGAGAAGCUGUUUCCAUUCAUUUACAAUGACGAUAAACUCCCAGUGAAGAUGUUACCAGUGAAGGUUUCUGUGACAGUGGAACAGAGUAAAUACUGAUAAAGAGGAAGAUCAGAUUUAUAUGUAUUUGUAUGUAAAAUUAUUUCAAUUAAUUAUUUUACUUUGCUUCUGAUUUUGAUGUUUGGUUCAUUUACUGUUCUCUCUUUAUCAGUACUGUGUCAUUUUUUGUGUACUAGUGCAGUACACACGAUACAAAAAAGUAAACAGAAACUAAAGUUAGGGAAUAAUGUUGUAUUUAACUACCAGUUACCUAUUCUAAUAUUUCAGGGCACAGUUUGAUCUGUUGAGCAACAAAGAGAGAAAAGUGGGGGAAGGUGGUGUAAUAGGUUCUGUAACACUUUAUAAACCUGCUGUAAUUUGUUUAAAAUUUAAAUUACAUAGUUCCUUUUUUAGUCUUGUUGUACUUUCUGAAUCACUACAUUUGUGUUUUUAGUGUGGAACAAACAGAGCUGCAGUGAAAAGAGUAUAGUCAGGAACAAACUGUCAACCUACAGCCUGUAUGUUACUGUACUGGACGACUGAUGCAGUACACCCCUGUACUUACAGACUUAGCCUGAUGUGGUCCUGGUUAAUGUGGACUGACACUGAUGUUACACAGCCUGAUGUUCACUGUGUGAUGAACUGUGUAUUUACAGCCUCUUACAGUGUUUCCUGUGACUUUAUCAUUAAACGGUGAAAUCACUGUUUCAGUAAGAAAAUAAAAAUAAAAUAAAUAUGACUCUCAAA